Messenger RNA from Rotaria sordida, 6309 nucleotides. The record is from the annotation of a GenBank genome assembly. NCBI's taxonomy places the organism in Eukaryota, Metazoa, Rotifera, Eurotatoria, Philodinida, Philodinidae.
AUGGCUGACAAAGUUGCUCGCCAUUCCCAAUAUAAUCAUAAAUCUAAUUCAAAUCUAGGCUUGCCAACGAAUUCAUCAUCGAAUGAUCAACAUGAACGUAAUAAAUCUACUGGUGAAGUACAAUCAAUUGUUGAAGAUAUAAAAGAUUUUCGAAUGGGUGAUCGAGUACAACACACACGACCAGCAUCUAUUAAUAAAAAACAAAAGAAAGAUGAAGAUCAUUCAUCGAUCUAUGAUAUAACUCGAUUUAAAGGACAAACAUUACUUAGUGAUUUAACAGAUGAUACAUCUAAUAUUUUAUAUCAACCAAAAACUUAUGAAACAAAACAAAUAUAUGAAACUUUACUUAAUUUUAUUCAAGAAACUAUUGGUGAUCAGACACAAACUAUUUUACGUAGUGCUGCUGAUGAAAUAUUAAGUUUACUUAAAGAUAAUAAAUUAAAUAAUCAAGAUCGUAAAAAUAAAAUUGAAACAUUAUUAAAACCAGGCAUGUCUGAUGAACGUUUUAAUUUUCUUAUUAAUCUUAGUAAAAAAAUUACCGAUUGGUCGUUCGACAUUGAAAAUGAUACAAUCGAUGAAACAAUUGGUGUUCCUAUUCAAUUUGAAGGUUCAAGCGAUGAUGAUGAUGACAACGAAGAUGAAAUUUCCGAUGUUGGAGAAAUUCCAAUGGAUGAAAAUAUUCAAGAAACAAGUUAUUGCAUAAGAAGUGAUGAUUUAAUUCGAACAAAUAAUACAUUACAACCACAUGCAAUUGAUGCAUUUUGGUUAGAACGUAAUUUAAGCAAAAUCUAUCCGAAUAUUACAGAUGCAAAAAACAAAGCUGAAGAACUUCUUGAUAUUCUUAAAACAACAUCGAAUAAUCAUGAAUUAGAAAAUAAACUUAUUAUGUUACUUGGUUGUGAACAAUUUGAAUUUAUUAAAACAUUACGAACACAUCGACAAAUGAUUCUUUAUUGUAUUCUACUUGCAAGAGCACAAACUACAUUAGAAAAAACACAUAUUGAAGAAAAAAUGAGAAAUAAUCCAGAAUUAAUAUGGAUAUUGCAUGAUUUAUCAACAUUACAAAUUAAUCGUGAUCAAGAAAACAUGGAAAUAGAAAAUAAUAAUACAACACAUCAAAUUCUGGAUUUUGAAGAUUUAACAUUUCAUCAAGGAAAUCAUUUUAUGUCAAAUAAAACUUGUCAAUUACCAAAUGGAUCUUUUCGUUUACAAAAGAAAGGUUAUGAAGAAAUACAUAUACCUUCUCUUAAACCUUCAAGAUUUAAUUCCGACGAAAUUCUUUAUCCAAUAUCAAAUUUACCUAAAUAUGUUCAACCAGCAUUUGAAGGCUAUAAAGAAUUAAAUCGUAUUCAAUCACAUAUGAUUAAAACAAUAUUUGAAACUGAUGAAAAUAUUUUAUUAUGUGCACCGACUGGUGCUGGUAAAACAAAUGUUGCAUUACUUUGUAUUCUACAUGAAAUAGGUAAACAUAUUAUGUCUGAUAAUAGUAUUAAUACUAAUGAAUUUAAAAUAAUUUAUAUUGCACCAAUGAAAUCACUUAUUCAAGAAAUAGUUAAUAGUUUUACAGAGCGUUUAAAUUCCUAUGGUAUUAAUGUAUCAGAAUUAACUGGUGAUCAUCAAUUAACCAAAGAAGAAAUAAAUCAAACACAAAUAAUUAUUUGUACACCAGAAAAAUGGGAUAUUAUAACACGUAAAGGUGAUGAACGUAUAUAUACACAAUUAGUACAUUUAAUAAUUAUUGAUGAAAUACAUCUAUUACAUGAUGAUCGUGGUCCUAUACUUGAAGCAAUUAUUGCUCGAACAAAUCAUUUAAUUAAAACAAUAAAAAAUCAUGUACGUUUUGUUGGAUUAAGUGCUACAUUACCUAAUUAUGAAGAUAUAGCCGAAUUUUUAAAUGUAAAAUCUACAGGUUUAUUUUAUUUUGAUAAUAGUUAUCGACCUGUACCACUUGAACAAGAAUAUAUUGGUAUAACAGAAAAAAAAGCCAUUAAACGUUUUCAUAUGAUGAAUGAUCUUGUUUAUGAAAAAGUCAUGGAACAUGCUGGAAAAAAUCAAGUACUUAUUUUUGUGCAUUCAAGAAAAGAAACAGGACGAACAGCACGUACUCUACGUGAUGGAUGUAUAGAAAAAAGUACCAUUGGAUGUUUUCUUAAAGCAGAUUCAGUUUCACAAGAAACUUUACAAAUGGCAAUCGAAUUAACUAAAAAUUUGGAACUAAAAGAUCUUCUUCCAUAUUCAUUUGCUAUUCAUCAUGCUGGUAUGAGUCGUGCUGAUCGAAUUUUAGUUGAAGAUCUUUUUCGUAAACGACAUAUUCAAGUACUUAUAUCAACAGCUACACUUGCUUGGGGUGUUAAUUUACCUGCACAUACAGUUAUUAUCAAAGGCACACAAGUUUAUAAUCCUGAAAAAGGUCGUUGGGCUGAAUUAAGUGCACUUGAUGUUAUGCAAAUGUUUGGUCGAGCUGGUCGUCCUCAAUAUGAUAAAAUUGGUCAAGGUAUUUUAAUAACUAAUCAUAAUGAAUUACAAUAUUAUUUAUCAUUAAUGAAUCAACAACUUCCAAUUGAAAGUCAAAUGAUAUCAAAAUUAAUCGAUAAUCUUAAUGCUGAAAUUGUUCUUGGAACUAUUGAAAAUAUUCAUGAAGCUGCUGAAUGGCUUUGUUCUACUUAUUUAUAUAUACGUAUGAAAAAACAACCUCAAUUAUAUGGUGUAUCAAAUGAAACUCUACUUAUUGAUAAUACUCUUCUUCAACGACGUUUAGAUUUAAUUCAUUCUGCAGCAAUACAAUUAGAUAAAAGUCAUUUAAUUCAUUAUGAUCGUAGAACAGGUAAGUUUCAAAUGACUGAUCAUGGUCGAAUUGCAAGUUAUUAUUACUGUAGUCAUGAAACAAUUGCAAUAUAUAAUAAAUUAUUGAAACCAACAUUAAAUGAUAUUGAAUUAUUUCAUAUAUUUUCAUUAUCACCAGAAUUUCGUCAUAUAAUUGUACGAGAAGAAGAAAAAUAUGAAUUAAAAAAAUUAAUUGAACAUGUACCAAUACCUAUUAAAGAAAAUAUUGAUGAAUCAAAUACAAAAAUAAAUAUACUUUUACAAGUUUAUAUAUCUCAAUUAAAACUUAAUGGUUUAGUAUUAAUGGCUGAUAUGAUUUAUAUAAUACAGAAUGCUGAAAGAUUAAUUCGAGUAAUAUUUGAAAUUGUUUUAAAAAAACAAUGGGCAAGAUGUGUAGAUAAAACAUUAAAUUUAGCAAAAAUGAUUAAUAAACGAAUGUGGCAAAGUAUGUGUCCAUUAAGACAAUUUAAAAAAAUUUCAAAUAUAAUUAAUCAAACAAUUGAAAAGAAAAAUAUUUCAUGGGAUAGAUUCUAUGAUUUAGAUGCAAAUGAAAUUGGUGAAUUUCUUCGUGAACCUAAAAUUGGACAAACAGUUUAUAAGCAUAUACAUUAUAUACCUAAAUUAGAAUUAACUGUACAUAUUUUACCAAUUACACGAUCAAUGCUUAAAGUUGAAUUAACAAUAACACCUGAUUUUCAAUGGAAUGAAACAAUUCAUGGAACAAGCGAGCCAUUUUGGAUUUUUGUCGAAGAUGGUGAUGCAGAAGUUUUACUUCAUCAUGAAUAUUUUCUUCUUAAAAAAAAAUAUUGUAAAGAUGAACAUUAUGUAAAAUUUUUCGUUCCAAUUUAUGAAGCAUUACCACCACAAUAUUUUAUUCGUGUUGUAUCUGAUCGAUGGUUAUCAUCAGAAACUCAAAUAGCUGUAUCAUUUCGUCAUUUAAUCUUACCAGAAAAACAACUAGAAUCAACUGAAUUACUCGAUUUACAACCAUUACCUGUUAAUGUAUUAAAUAAUUCAAAAUAUGAAGAAUUAUAUAAUUUUAAAGUUUUUAAUUGUAUUCAAACACAAGUUUUUAAUACAUUAUAUCAUACGGAUGAAAAUGUAUUUUUGGGUGCAUCAAAUGGUUCUGGUAAAACAAUAUGUGCUGAAUUUGCCAUAUUAAGAUUAUUUUCUGAUGAAAAAUUAAAAGAAAUAUCUGAACCUAAAUGUGUUUAUAUAACACCAAAAGAAGAAUUAGCAGAAAUUAUACGAGAAGAUUGGGAUAAACGUUUUGGAAUAAUUGAUCGAAAAGUUGUUAUGCUUUCUGGUGAAAUAUCUAUCGAUCUUAAAUUAAUUGCAAAAGGUGAUAUUAUUAUUUCAACACCAGAAAAAUGGGAUAAUUUAUCACGUCGAUGGAAACAACGAAAACAUAUUCAAAAUAUUCAUUUAUUUAUUGUCGAUGAUCUACACUGUAUCAACUCAGAUGAUGGAGCUAUUCUUGAAAUAAUUUGUUCUCGUAUGCGUUAUAUAAGUUCUCAACUAGAAAAAAAAAUUCGUAUAAUUGCAAUGUCAACAUCAAUACUUAAUGCUAAAGAUAUUGCACAAUGGCUUGGUUGUUCUACACAUACAACCUUUAAUUUUCGACCAAAUAUUCGACCUAUUCAACUUGAUUUACAUAUUCAAGAUUUCAAUAUGACACAUAAUGCAUCACGUUUAAUUGCAAUGACAAAACCAGUUUAUCAAAUAAUUGAUCGUCAUUCAUCAAUAUAUCCAGUAAUUAUUUUUGUUUCAUCAAAAAAUUUAUCACAAUCAACAGCUAUUGAUAUCUUAACAUUAGCUAAUACUGAACAAAAACAAAAUCGAUUUUUACAUAUUUCAAUAAAUGAUAUUCAAUUAUAUAUAGAACAAAUUGAAAAUCAAAUAUUAAAACAAACUAUUUUACAUGGUAUUGCUUUUUUACAUGAAGAUUUAAAUACAAAAGAUUGUUCUCUAAUUCAACAAUUAUUUACAUCUGGUGCUAUACAAAUUUGUAUUGUAUCAUAUAAUAUGUUAUAUACAUUAAAAAUUUAUUCAUAUUUGGUUAUUAUUAUGGAUACACAAUAUUAUUAUGGUAAAAUACAUACAUAUGAUGAUUAUUCAAUAAAUGAUAUUUUACAAAUGAUAAGUCGAUCGAAUAUUUCAUUAAAAGAAAAUAAAACAAAAGUUAUAUUAAUGUGUUUAUCAUGUAAAAAAGAUUUUUAUAAAAAAUUUCUUUAUGAAUCAAUACCUAUUGAAUCUCAUCUUGAUCAUUAUUUACAUGAUUGUUUUAAUGCUGAAAUUGUUACAAAAACUAUUGAAAAUAAACAAGAUGCUAUUGAUUAUUUAACAUGGACAUUACUUUAUAGACGUAUGACAUUAAAUCCAAAUUAUUAUAAUUUACAAAAUAUUUCACAUCAAUAUUUAUCUGAUCAUUUAUCGGAAUUAGUUGAAAAUACAUUAUAUAAUCUCGAACAAUCAAAGUGUAUUACAAUUGAAAAUGAAGUAGAUGUGUCACCACAGAAUCUUGGAAUGAUUGCAGCUUAUUAUUAUAUUAAUUAUCGAACAAUUGAAUUAUUUAAUAAAUCAUUAUCAUCAAAAAUUAAAUUUCAUACGUUACUUGAUAUUAUUUCCAAUGCUGCUGAAUAUGAAGAUAUUCCAAUUCGUCGUAAUGAAGAGAAUAUUUUAAAACAGCUUUCAACACAUUUACCAAAUAAAUUAAAUAAUGAUGUUAAAUUUAAUGAUCCACAUGUGAAAACUAAUCUUUUACUUCAAGCACAUUUAUCACGUAUACAAUUGUCAUAUGAACUUCAAAAAGAUACCAAUGAAAUUUUAAUCAAAGCUAUUCGUUUGAUUCAAGCAUGUGUUGAUGUUUUAAGUUCUAAUGGUUGGUCAUCAUCAGCAUUAAUAGCUAUGAAUUUAACACAAAUGAUUAUACAAGCUAUGUGGAAUAAAGAUUCUUAUUUAAAACAAAUACCACAUUUUACAAAUGAAAUUAUUCAACGAUGUAUUAAUCAGAAGAUCGAAAAUAUUUAUGAUUUAAUUGAAAUGCAAGAUAAUCAACGCAUAGAAUUACUUCAAUUAAAUACAUUACAAUUAUCUAAUGUUGCUCAUUUUUGUAAUCAUUAUCCAAAUAUUGAAGUAUCAUAUGAAAUUCCUAAUAAAGAUAAUAUCAUUGCUGAUAGUUUAAUUAAUGUAAAUGUAACAUUAGAACGUCUUAAUGAACUCUUUGGAUCAAUUAUGGCACCAUUAUUUCCACAAAAACGUCAAGAAGAAUGGUGGUUAGUUAUUGAAGAUUCAAAAACAAAUACUCUAUUAUCAAUAAAACGUUUUACAAUACAAGAAAAAACUAAAAUUGUUUUAGAUUUUAUUGCACCAUCAACAGGUAUAUAUAAUUAUAUACUUUAUCUAAUGUCUGAUUGUUAUAUGGGUUGUGAUCAUGAAUAUAAAUUUUCAAUUACUGUUCGAAAUAAUAUUAAUAUGACAUCAUGA